Schistosoma intercalatum is the source of this 498-nucleotide messenger RNA. Lineage: Eukaryota; Metazoa; Platyhelminthes; Trematoda; Strigeidida; Schistosomatidae. The record is from the annotation of a GenBank genome assembly.
AUGUCCACGUCGCCUGAAAUCGACGAACCACAACAAUCCCCACGAUUCGAACUAAGAGUAUCAGUUCAUAUCAAUUUUAUACAACAUCAUCGUUCCUCGAAUGAAAAUCACACUCAAAUCAAUUACUGGGAAUUGACACAAGCGCGAAAAUCAAAAUCAUCAAAGAAAACAAUAGUUAAACAUAGUACUAUUCAUAAAACUAUACACAAACACUCUAAUAAACAACCUAUAAAAAUUCCUCAACAGAAUCAAAGACAACCACAACCUAAACCAUAUAAUUACACAUAUCAACUUCUACAAAAUAUACAACCAUUAAAAACUAUUAAAAGGCAAUUAAGAACAAAUAUGAUCAGAGAAGAAUCGCAAUCAUUUAAUACACAACCUAGUUUUCAUAAACCCUAUGAAAGAUUAGAUAAUUAUCAACAAUAUAAUAAUUACUUAAAUGAAGAGGUACCCAAUGAUGAACAAGCUGGAUAUAUAUUACAACUUGGAAAUUAA